This is a messenger RNA of Conger conger (European conger), 4726 nucleotides long. RefSeq names its product protein transport protein Sec24D-like. Lineage: Eukaryota; Metazoa; Chordata; Actinopteri; Anguilliformes; Congridae. The record is from RefSeq and is a predicted model, not a curated record. Bases 164 to 3247 code for a protein of 1027 amino acids. Gene Ontology annotation, biological process: intracellular protein transport; COPII-coated vesicle cargo loading; endoplasmic reticulum to Golgi vesicle-mediated transport. Gene Ontology annotation, cellular component: endoplasmic reticulum exit site; COPII vesicle coat. The transcript has 23 exons. Gene Ontology annotation, molecular function: SNARE binding; zinc ion binding.
GGGUGAACCCGGUGCGGUGUUGGAGUUUUGACGUGGCAUUCGCGUACAUGAACACAGCUGUUUACAGUACGUUUAAGGUCCUCCAGCUCACCGUUUCUGUUGCACAGGCCUUCAUGUACCCCGGCCGUUUGGAAUGAGACAAGCCUGACUGCCAACUACCGCAAUGAGUCAACAGGGUUAUGUGGCCACGCCGCCUUACUCCCAAGCCCCACCCGGCAUGGGGGGGUAUCAGCCAGGCUUUGGAGCCCCGCCAGCUCAGCCCCUGUAUGGGCACUACGGACCCCCCCAGUCAUACCCCUCCGGACAGCUGGGUGCGCUCAAAUCACCUCCCUCCUUGGCCUCUGCCGUCCCUCCACCCCCUGGCCCCGCACAUUUCAGCCCGAAUGGCCUUCAAAAUGGAGUUCCGUCCCAGAGGUUCCCUCCUCCUGUCUCUUCCUCUGCGUCUCCAUAUGGACCACCUCCUCCAGCUAUGCUUUCCAGCCCUGCCCCCCCUGACCAGGCCCUGCCCCCUGCGCAUCAUCUGACCAACCAGCUAGGCGGCAUGCAGAUUAGCGGAUACGGCCAAGCACCUCCACAGGGUCCUCAGUCUCCACCCAUCUCAGCCCCGCCUCCGGCAUUCCACCCUCCCCCACCCGCCAUGGGUCCUCCUACGCCCAUGUCACCUGGGGCCCCCCCGCCUAUGGCAGCAGGCCCCCCUAUGGGCGCCAUGACCACGGCUCCACCAAUGGGAGCACCCGGGCAGUUCCUUGGCCCGCCCCCUCUUGGAGGUGGUGCAUUCCAACAGCCUCCUGGACCAACCGGGCCACAAGGAUUCCCAGCACAACAAGGUCCGUAUGGUGGGCAGAUGGCAGGGCCCCAGCCUGGGUUCCCUGGAGCCUUCCCUGCUGGAGCGGCCCAGAUGUCCGGACCCCCGCAAAAGAAACUGGACCCCGAUUCCAUUCCCAGUGCACCUCAGGUGAUUGAGGACGACCAGGCCAAACGUGGAGGACAGGUAUACGCCACUAACCUGCGGGGCCAGGUACCCCCUUUGGUCACCACUGACUUUGUGGUUCAGGAUCAAGGGAACGCCAGUCCCCGCUACAUACGGUGCACUGCGUACUCCUUCCCCUGCACAGCCGACCUGGCCAAGCAGUGCAAAGUACCCCUGGCGGCCAUUAUCAAACCCUUCGCCGCGGUCCCCAAAAAUGAAACCCCUCUGUACCUGGUGGACCACGGCGAGUCUGGACCAAUCAGAUGCAACCGCUGCAAGGCCUACAUGUGCCCCUUCAUGCAGUUCAUGGAGGGGGGUCGGCGCUUCCAGUGCGGGUUCUGUGGCUGUGUCAAUGAAGUGCCGGCUUUCUAUUUCCAACACCUGGACCAUGUUGGCCGGCGGGUGGACUUUUACGAGAGGCCGGAGCUGUCUUUAGGAUCCUACGAGUUGGCUGCCACAUCGGAAUAUUGCAAGAACAAGAAGUCACCCAAUCCGCCGGCUUUCGUCUUCAUGAUUGACGUGUCGUACAACAACGUCCAGAGCGGGCUCGUCAGGCUGCUGUGUGAGGAGCUGAAGACGCUGCUGGAACACCUGCCCAGAGAGGAGGGGGCUGACGGCUCCGCGGUCAGGGUGGGCUUCGUCACCUACAACAAGGUCCUGCACUUCUACAACGUGAAGAGCGCCCUGGUCCAGCCCCAGAUGAUGGUGGUGUCCGACGUGGCCGAGAUGUUCUUGCCGCUGCUCGAAGGCUUCCUGGUCAACUAUCAGGAGUCUCGAACCGUCAUCAAUAAUCUGCUGAACCAGAUUCCCGACAUGUUCACCAGCACCAGCGAGAGUGAGACUGUCUUCGCCCCGGUCAUCCAGGCAGGCCUGGAGGCCCUGAAGGCGGCAGAGUGCAGCGGGAAGCUGUUCAUCUUCCACUCCUCAAUGCCGACCGCAGAGGCUCCAGGCAAACUGAAGAACCGGGACGACAAGAAGCUGAUCAACACCGACAAAGAGAAGACGCUCUUCCAGCCUCAGAAGGGGGUCUACGAGCAGCUGGUGCAAGACUGCAUUUCUAUUGGCUGCUGUGUGGAUCUCUUCCUGUUCCCCAGCCAAUACACCGAUGUGGCCACAAUGGGCUCUGUCUCAAUGCACACUGGGGGAUCUGUUUACAAGUACAACAACUUCCAGGUUCCAGUCGAUGGGGACCAUUUUGUCAGUGACUUGAGGAGAGACGUGGAGAAGCCAAUUGGAUUCGAUGGCAUGAUGCGAGUUCGGACCAGCACAGGCUUCCGGGCGACAGACUUUUUUGGGGCCUUGCACAUGAGCAACACCACCGACGUGGAGAUGGCCGCUGUGGAUAGCGACAAAACCGUCACCGUGGAGUUCAAACACGACGACGCGCUGGCCGAAGACACAGGAGCCCUGAUACAGUGUGCCUUACUCUACACCACAGUUGGCGGGCAGAGGCGUCUGCGCAUCCACAACCUGGGUUUGGCGUGCAGCACCCAGCUGGCUGACCUCUACAAGAGCUGCGAGACAGACGCCCUCAUCAACUUCUUCGCCAAAUCCGCUUACCGCGCCAUGGUCAACCAGCCCCUGAAGACGGUGAGGGAGAUCCUGGUGAACCAGACAGCCCACAUGCUGGCCAGCUACAGGAAGAACUGUGCCAGCUCGUCCGCUAUCAGCCAGCUGAUUCUGCCGGAUGCAAUGAAGGUGUUUCCAGUGUACAUGAACAGCCUGAUGAAGAGCGCCGCCCUGGUGGGCAGCGUUGAGCUCUCCACCGACGACCGCGCCCUGCACAGGCUGGCAGUCACCGCCAUGGGUGUGGAGGAGACCCAGGUCCUCUUCUACCCUCGACUCCUCCCCCUGCACAACCUGGAGGCAGAGGGAGAGGGGAUACCGCCUGCAGUGCGCUGCUCUGGGGAGCGUCUCACCGACGGGGGGCUCUUCCUCCUGGAGAACGGGCGCCUCCUCUUCCUCUGGCUGGGCCAGGCCUGCCCCCCCGAGCUCAUCCAGAACCUGUUCAACGUGCCGUCCCUGGCCCACCUCGGCUCGGACCUGAAGUCAUUACCUGAGCUGGAGAACCCUCAGUCUAAACACCUCCGGUCCAUCAUCGAGCUCAUCCGCCAGCAGAGAUCUCAUUCAAUGAAGCUCCUGAUAGUGAAGCAGAAGGAUCAGCAGGAGAUGCUGUUUCGCCAGCAUUUGGUGGAGGACAAAGGCCUUUAUGGAGGGUCAUCAUACAUGGACUUCCUCUGCUACGUCCACAAAGAGAUCCGACAGCUCCUCUCUUAACCGUGAGGGGACUAGGUGGUACUAGGUGGUACCACCUCAAAACCCCCAAAAAACUGCAUCUAAACAACCCUCCUCCUGACGUUAUUUAAUGAGUCUCCUUUCUCCCGGAAACUGGUGUAUUUUUACGAAGAUGCCUUCUAUCCUAUUUUUCAAAACCUUUCUAUGCACAUCUAAGCACAUUUCAUUCCGAACGGGGAUGGCGCUGUUUGGAGUUGAGACACCAGUCCCGAUGUCCUCAGCAAUCUCUACCCCCUACCAACAGAACAUUAAUAUUAACUGACAGACCAUACCAUAGAGUGCCGCACAAGGAUGGUGAGAUUACAUGAUACAAUAGUUAAUAAUAUUAGGCGUCAGCAAAACGUUGUGGCUGAUAGCAAUGUUACUUUGAGUGUUUUGGAGUGGUGUCAGUUUAGAGUAUUUAACGUUGGUCUUUGGCCCAAAUGGUGUUCAAGUAGUAAACGCAGUAAUCCAUUUUUUAUAACGGUGUUUUUUUAAAUUAACCCAUUGAGUGCCAACUGUCAUUGGAUACAUGAAGUACUCUCUACUGAGAGAUUGGUAAAUACAUAUAGUUUCACUGAGACAGAGUAAUCAUAGUCCUGGACUAGAUUGAGUUUUGUAUGGAGAAUCUCCAUUCAAAAUGUAAUUUAUACCUAGGACUAGGAUUUAAUAAUCUGUCCUCAUCAGCCUUAAUUGUACAUAAGAAUUGGUAGAGUGGAUGUUUUACUAAUUGCCACAACAUCAUUGUGACCAACAGACAGAACUAGGCAGAAUGUUUUGUCAUCUUUAAUUUUGUACUAUUUUCAUCCAUACUAGGAAACCACAGGUCCACCUAUUUCAUAUAUUUCAUUUUCUUUUUAUAUAAAAUAUAUAAAUAUUGGAGGGGGGCAGGUGGGCAAGGAAGUUAAGUAAUAAUAAUACUUAAGUUAAUACUUGAUAACUUUUAAGUAAUAAUACUUAAAUGUUCAAUGUAGUUUUUCUGGGUUGACAGAAGAGCCUCUUUUGUCAGCAACUAUGUUGUGUACCCACACUUAAUAUCUCAAAAAUAUAGAUUUUGACAAAAAUUGCUAAUUAUUCUGGCCUGUUAGUAUUAAUUAAUUUAUUCUUCUGAAAAAUUGUCACUUGUACAUUUGUUUACUUUAAUUCGUAUGAAGCUCAUGAAGUGAUUUGUUGUCUGUCUCAUGCCUUAAUGAAUUCUCAGAGGAUGUAACUUGUGAAUAUUUUGUUUAAUUCUUAUAAUACAUAGCUGAUAAGAAGGGUUUAUACGUAUACUCAUCUCAGGUAAUGCAUGUGUAUAACCAGUGUCAUGAUUGCACAGAACUAUUCCCUGCAAGGAUUAUGUGGAGUUUACUACACUAUAAUGGAGAACAGCCAUUUUGAUCUCAAAGGAAUCUUCAUUGAUGUCUGAGAGCAUUGUGCAAUUUGUGUAUAUUAAAGCAUUUGCAGAAUUGUAUUUUGAUUAAACUCCCAAAUCUCAAUCUG